This is a messenger RNA of Selaginella moellendorffii, 2296 nucleotides long. Its product is annotated as luminal-binding protein 5. Gene Ontology annotation, cellular component: nucleus; endoplasmic reticulum lumen; endoplasmic reticulum chaperone complex. NCBI's taxonomy places the organism in Eukaryota, Viridiplantae, Streptophyta, Lycopodiopsida, Selaginellales, Selaginellaceae. Gene Ontology annotation, biological process: cellular response to unfolded protein; endoplasmic reticulum unfolded protein response; protein refolding. Gene Ontology annotation, molecular function: ATP-dependent protein folding chaperone; ATP binding; ATP hydrolysis activity. The transcript has 8 exons. The record is from RefSeq and is a predicted model, not a curated record. Bases 92 to 2074 code for a protein of 660 amino acids.
GCCCUAGUUCUUUCUAGAGCUUUCAGCUAGCACCAGAGGAGUUAAAAAGGCAUGCGCGCUUAGGUCUCGCAGCAUUUCGACAGAGAGCGCGAUGGAGAGAUCGGUGAUUCUACUGUUCGCGUUGCUCAUCGCAGGAGCUGCUGUGGUCGCGAAAGAAGAAGCAGCGAAGCUAGGGACUGUGAUUGGCAUUGAUCUUGGCACCACUUACUCGUGUGUGGGCGUCUACAAGAAUGGCCAUGUCGAAAUCAUCGCCAACGAUCAGGGCAACCGUAUCACUCCUUCCUGGGUGGCUUUCACCGAGACAGAGCGUCUCAUUGGAGAAGCAGCGAAGAAUCAAGCCGCUGUUAAUCCCGAGAGGACGAUCUUCGAUGUCAAGCGGCUAAUUGGAAGGAAGUUUGAAGACAAAGAGGUUCAAAAAGAUAUGAAGCUCUUUCCAUUUAAGAUCGUCAACAAGGAUGGAAAACCGUACAUCCAAGUCAAGGUGAAGGAUGGCGAGACUAAGGUCUUCAGUCCAGAGGAGAUAAGCGCUAUGAUUUUGACGAGAAUGAAGGAGACGGCCGAGUCAUACUUGGGCAAGAAGAUCAAGGACGCCGUUGUCACAGUUCCAGCGUACUUCAAUGACGCACAGAGGCAGGCAACGAAGGAUGCCGGUGCCAUCGCCGGACUGAAUGUGGCUCGUAUUAUCAACGAGCCCACUGCGGCAGCAAUCGCCUAUGGACUGGACAAGAAGGGUGGUGAGAAGAACAUCCUUGUGUUUGAUCUCGGUGGUGGUACUUUCGAUGUCAGUAUCUUGACGAUCGACAACGGAGUGUUUGAAGUGUUGUCUACCAACGGAGACACCCAUCUUGGAGGUGAGGACUUCGAUCAGAGAGUGAUGGACUACUUCAUCAAGCUCAUCAAGAAGAAGCACAACAAGGAUAUCAGCAAGGACAACCGGGCUCUUGGCAAGCUUCGUAGGGAAGUUGAGCGUGCCAAGAGAGCUCUCAGCAACCAGCACCAAGUCCGGGUGGAAAUCGAGUCCCUCUUCGACGGUGUCGACUUCUCGGAGCCUCUGACCAGAGCUAGAUUCGAGGAGCUGAAUGCCGAUCUUUUCAAGAAGACGAUGGGGCCAGUCAAGAAGGCUAUGGACGACGCCAACUUACAGAAGAGUGAGAUCCACGAAAUUGUUCUUGUUGGCGGGAGCACACGAAUUCCAAAGGUGCAGCAGCUCUUGAAGGACUUUUUUGACGGGAAGGAGCCGAACAAGGGUGUGAACCCCGACGAGGCUGUGGCUUUUGGUGCUGCUGUCCAGGGCGGUAUCUUGAGCGGUGAAGGCGGCGACGAUGUUAAAGGCAUUCUUCUCUUGGACGUUGCGCCCCUUACUCUGGGUAUCGAGACCGUUGGUGGAGUGAUGACCAAGCUGAUCCCCAGGAACACGGUCAUUCCGACCAAGAAGUCUCAGGUCUUCACCACGUACCAGGACCAGCAGUCAGCCGUGUCCAUUCACGUGUACGAAGGCGAGAGGAGUAUGACGAAGGACAACCGCGAGCUCGGGAAGUUCGACCUCGCUGGCAUUCCUCCGGCUCCACGUGGCGUCCCUCAAAUCGAAGUUACCUUUGAGAUCGAUGCCAAUGGUAUCCUCAACGUCAGAGCCGAGGACAAGGGCACCGGCAAGUCCGAGAAGAUCACCAUCACCAAUGACAAGGGGCGAUUGACCCAGGAGGAGAUCGACCGGAUGGUUCGCGAGGCGGACGAGAUGGCCGAGGAGGACAAGAAGCAAAAGGAGAGGGUGGACUCGAGGAACGGCCUGGAGACGUACCUCUACAACAUGAGGAACACGAUCAACGACAAGGACAAGCUGGCGGACAAGAUCGAGAAGGAGGACAAGGAGAAGAUCGAGGAGACGCUCAAGGAGGCGCUCGAGUGGCUCGACGAUAACAACACCGCCGAGAAGGAGGACUUCGAUGACAAGCUCAAGGAGGUGGAGGCGGUGUGUAACCCGAUCAUCACGCAGAUCUACCAAAAGACCGGCGGCGCCGCGGGAUCGCCAUCGUCCGAAGACGACGACUCUGACGAUGAUCACUCGGAGUUGUGAGUUCUUCCAGUUUUUUUUUCUCUCCUCUCGCUCUCUCUCUCUCUCUCUCUCUCUCUCUCUCUUGGAUCUCUUCUUCUCUUUCCUCUCGGGCGGCCUUUUGCAGUAACAUCUCGUGUAAAUGUAUAAAACAAUAGAGCCAAAAGAUUAGUUUGAUAACAAGGAGGGAUUUUUUGUGCUCUUUCAUCAAUGUCAAUGGAGAAAAAAGGAAAGCUCUUGGCUUGA